GCAAGCCCACCAACCCCUUAUCAAUAUACGCAAAUCAUCAUCAGCUCGACCGUUGUCAUUAUACUGCCUACGGCGAGCCACUGUAUAUGAAUAGAGCUGUAGACACCUAAAAGUUCGAUGUUCUUCAAUUCACAUCCGACCGAGCACAUCCCGCAAGAAAUUAAAACGCAAGAGAUCGAUAGAGGGCUAUCUAACAGAGUGAACAUAAUGUCCUCGUCAUCAUCACCCUCUCCCCAGGAGAGAGAAUUUCUUCUAGAAGUUCAGCGGGGGGUUCGUGACGGACUGAAAGCCGAGGCUUGGUACGAGACUGAUGAUGGGUUCCCCUUUGGGAGAAGGCCUCGCCCCGAAUGGUUCUUGUUCAUAAAUCCAAUGCUCCACGAGCAAAAGUCGUGCCUACUGGAUGCCUACAGCCCAUCCCUGAUGUCCCUGGAGCACCGCUGGGCUCUGGAGCCGACGCGAAAAGCCUUGGCCAGCUGGCUCAAGUACUCGGAUAACGGAUUCUUUCACAUCUCCGGCAAGCCUCGCUCCGGGAAAACGCACAUGAUUGAUUAUAUUGCCCUCUCGGAGGUCGCCCGCGAGCACCUACAGACGUGGUGCAAGACCAAGCGCCUGACGCAGAUGAAAAUUUGCUUCCGGAGGACGGGCGACAGGCGGGAAACAUCAUGUGAGUGGAACCUGCAAGGAAUGCUUCGGGUCAUCCUCUGGUCCCUGAUUCGCGACAAGCAAGAGUCCUUUUUCCACGGCAGUACGAUUCCUAUCCGCGCGACUUCAAUGAAGAGCCUUUUCGUGCUAUACCUGGAUGGUCUGAACCACUUCAAGCAAGGCUUUUCCAGGAUGCUGGAUCACCUCAAGCAGUGGGUGUCCGCCCGGCCGCUUGACGUCAAGAUCUGCAUCUCAAGCCGCGGAGAGGCAAAAUUUCAGGACAGUCUGAAGUCCUAUCCCAGUAUUAUCAUGCAUGAGGUGAGCCAGGCGGAUAUGUUAUGGUACAUCCGAUGGGUGCUGUUGCACGAGGACGAGGAUUAUGCGGCCCGAUUUGUCAGAAAUACAUCGCCCAUGGAAAGGGAAGAACUGGAACAGCAUUUCCUGGCCAAGGUCAAUGGUUCGUUCUUUCUCCUUUGGAGUCUGAUAGGGCGUAUUAGGUUUAAGGAUAUAAUUUCUCGAGAUGCGAUCAAAGAUUUCGUUGAUGACUGGAUGCAACAGUACGAGCAAGGUACUCUUGACGAUGUUUUUGACCGGCAGCUGCUACGAGAGAGCUACCAAGACGAUCCGCCAAAAUUGUCCCGGGUCUGAGGCGAAAUCUCACUCUCAA
Molecule: messenger RNA, 1309 nt
Organism: Aspergillus aculeatus ATCC 16872
Lineage: Eukaryota; Fungi; Ascomycota; Eurotiomycetes; Eurotiales; Aspergillaceae
Exons: 2
Coding region: 118-1290 (390 amino acids)
Source: RefSeq, a predicted model, not a curated record